Leptidea sinapis is the source of this 4018-nucleotide messenger RNA. It is a transcript of the gene Spg7, whose product is annotated as paraplegin. NCBI's taxonomy places the organism in Eukaryota, Metazoa, Arthropoda, Insecta, Lepidoptera, Pieridae. The record is from RefSeq and is a predicted model, not a curated record. Bases 116 to 2464 code for a protein of 782 amino acids. Gene Ontology annotation, molecular function: zinc ion binding; ATP-dependent peptidase activity; ATP binding. Gene Ontology annotation, biological process: protein-containing complex assembly; mitochondrial protein processing. Gene Ontology annotation, cellular component: m-AAA complex; membrane. The transcript has 15 exons.
UUGUCAAUUGCGUAGGUAAUAUAAAUCUUGAUCAAAAAUUGAGUAAACUUGAAAAUAUUUGUGAAAUGAGUUAAAUAAUAAAUAGCAAGUGUUAGCUUCCAUUCCAUCAGAUAAAAUGUUGUCCGUAAAGCGACUGCCGCCCCUUGCUACCUCAAAAUCUCAAUUAAAAAUACCUUACGAAAUGAGUGUUAUUUUAGGUAGAAAAUUAAAUAAAACCCCUUUUAAUAAUACAAUGAUGCAUUUCUGUAAAUCUGUUGUCGCUCUACACUCAAUUACAAGCAAGAGCCGAAAUCCUCAUUUAAGGCAGUUCAAUGCUGAGUAUAAAGCAGCAUGUGCAAUGUGGAAGAGGUCCAAUAUUUCAGGCUUCGCACCCACAUUCAACAGUCUCUUAGGAAAAAGCAUACACACAAGUUCAACAAAUUAUAACCAGGAACCCAAUAAAGACCAGGAUAAAGACAAGAAGAAAAAUGACGAUGAUAGUAUGUUAUCAAUGAUUGUUAAAGGCCUAUUCUGGAUGAUGACUGCAUUUAGUCUUAUAAUUAUGAGUUCCAUGCUGGUACCUGGAGAUAACACACAGAAUGAGUUUGUCAGAUAUGUAUCCUGGAAUGAGUUUGUAUACACCAUGUUGUCGAAAGGUGAAGUUGAAGAAUUGAUUGUUAGACCUGAUAUUGAAGUUGUCACCAUUAUACUACAUGAAGGAGCUGUUUUGAAGGGAAAACGGGCUACCAAUCGCGUCUUUCAUAUGAAUGUGGGUGAUAUUCAUCGAUUUGAAGAAAAGUUGCGUGAUACUGAAAAAAGUUUGGGUGUUACAGAGGGUGUCAGAGUAAUUUACGAUAGAAACGGCACUGUGGCUGGCAAAGUGAUCAUAACCUUGCUGAUUGCAGCUGUCAUAUUUUCAUUUCUGUACUCCAGCAAAUCAAUGAAAAUGAAUAUCAAUCUCGGAGGCUUUAGUCAAUUGGGCCGUGCCAAGUUUACUUUGGUAGAUUCAAUGACUGGCCAGGGUAAGGGUGUUAAAUUCGAAGACGUAGCAGGCCUCAGGGAAGCUAAGAUCGAAAUAAUGGAGUUUGUGGACUAUUUGAAGAGACCGGAACAUUAUAAAAGUUUAGGUGCCAAGGUGCCCAAAGGAGCGUUAUUACUAGGUCCUCCAGGUUGCGGUAAAACUUUACUCGCUAAGGCCGUGGCCUCUGAAGCAAACGUGCCAUUCCUCUCCAUGAACGGUUCGGAAUUUAUUGAGAUGAUUGGUGGUCUAGGAGCUGCAAGAGUCAGGGAUUUAUUCAAAGAGGCUAUCUCUCGUGCACCUUGUAUUAUAUACAUUGACGAGAUGGAUGCAGUGGGCAGAGCCCGAUCUUCGGGGGCUUCGUCUUGGGGCCCCGGCGGCGGUGAAGGGGAACAGACGCUUAACCAACUCUUGGUGGAGAUGGACGGCAUGAAGAGCCGAGAGGGAGUUGUUGUGUUGGCUUCAACAAAUAGAGCUGAUGUGCUUGAUAAGGCAUUGUUACGUCCAGGGCGGUUCGACCGUCACAUACUUAUAGACUUGCCAACGCUUUCAGAGCGAGAAGAGAUUUUCCAGAGACAUUUGAAGAAUAUAGUGUUAGAGGAACUCCCUAGUUACUACAUUAAAAGGUUAGCCUAUUUGACGCCUGGGUUCAGUGGUGCGGAUAUCGCAAAUGUUUGCAAUGAGGCUGCAUUACACGCAGCGAGGUACAAACAUACCAUAGUCCGAGCAGCUGACUUGGAAUACGCCGUUGAGAGGGUUGUAGGGGGUACGGAGAAGCGAAGUCACGCUAUGUCGCCGGGAGAGAAGAAGAUUGUGGCAUACCAUGAGUCCGGGCAUGCGUUGGUCGGAUGGCUUCUAGAACAUACGGACGCCUUGCUAAAGAUUACGAUUGUGCCCAGGACUAACAUGGCUCUUGGGUUCGCACAAUACACUCCAUCUGACCAGAAACUAUUUUCGACAGAAGAGCUGUUUGAUCGUAUGUGUAUGGCAUUGGGCGGUCGCGCUGCUGAGGCUAUAGUGUUCAAUUCGAUCACGAGCGGCGCCAAGAAUGAUUUAGAGAAGGUUACAAAGAUUGCUUACGCACAGGUGCAAGUAUAUGGCAUGUCACCAACAGUCGGCCUUCUGUCUUUUCCCGAUAUGAAAGACAAAGGCAAGAGUCCAUUCAGUAAAACUUUGAAGAACUUAAUGGAUUUGGAAGCGAGGAAAAUUAUCGGCAAAGCUUAUUAUAGGACAGAGUCACUACUGAAGAACAACCACGAGAAGUUGAAAGCUCUAGCCGAAGAGCUUCUGAGAAAAGAAACGUUAAACUACAAGGAAGUAGAGGCCAUUCUGGGCCCCCCACCGUUCCCUAAGAAGAGUUUUGUAGAUCCAAUCGAGUUUGAGAAUACUUUGAGAAACUUAGAGAAAUCCGCUACAGAACAGGAAAGUAGCAAUAUAGGGGCACCAUCGGCUAAACCUGAUUUAUAGAUGAUUAAAAUUGCUGUAAAAACUCUAACUACUGAUUGAAGUACAGAAACGGGAAUUUAGUUUUGAAUUUAAUUAAUAUUGUUUCUGUCAUGUCUGCCUGUGUUGUUUUCUGCAUAAAUUUUGUGUUAAAAUCAGUAGCCUUCGUAAAAAUAAUUGUAUUUGUGUGGAAACAUCAAUGAUUAUUUCCUUCCCUCUACCGUGUUCUAUAUUACCUUAAUAAAGGUUCAUCUCAAUCCCUAUGACGACAUCAACAUAAUCAGAGAUUUUAUAGAAGCCACACUACACAAAUUGCCUUUAUGCCUAAAAGUUAUUUACUCACAAAUCUCUAAUAUUAUUUGGAAGGCUAUUAUAAAAUCGUAUAGGUAUAUUAUCGCUUUCUUUAACGAUUGUACGCAAUCCUCCAUUAUUAAGUAUAAAAAUGUUGAAAUAUGCCUGAAAAAUAUUACCAACGGAAAAAUAUCAAGUUCUCAUCGGAAACUGAGCUUGUUCUAUUUAUCGAUAGGAUUUUCUUAAAGUUUAAAAGUGUGUCGAUUAUUGUAAUUUAAUCUUCUUUCUUUCAUUAAUAUUAAUUAAAUAUGUAUUUUUAUGACAGAAAUAAUAUUUAAUAUAUAAAAAUUAAAACCCCACCAAUUCUACCUAUGGUAAGGGCGACAGACAGGGUUACGUACGAUGCGUGCCUUUGCAAAACAACUACCUUCCUUUUAUCAUAUUAAGGCCCAAAGACACUAACCUCGGUUGACCACAUUGUGAAUUGGACAACCUCGAAUUGUGCCAAUGAAGUCAUCGUCAUUUAUUCGCGCCUUCUUGUUAUUUGGGAAAUAUUUAGGAUGCCCAUUUUCGGCUCUCAUUAAUCCUUUUAUUUAAGCUUUCCUACUAUUGGUACUUUUCAAUACAACUCCUGAUCUUCUUCUUCUCGGUCAAUAUGCUCUUGAGAGCGGACGUGUUUGUCAAUAAGUUUCAAUAGGGGCUAGAUGCCUAGAGGCCUUUCACAAUUUCUCGCUAUCUCUCUCUCUGUUAGAGGUCAUUCGAGUGCAAUCAUGCAGGCCGCCCACAGCAGGCUUGACCUGAUUGGUCCAUCGCAUAGGUACCUUCCACGCGGUCUAAUGCCUGAUACUUUUCCCUGGACGACAAGGCGUUCUGUGGACUGACUGCUUUUUCUCGAUACGUGUCCAAAGAAGGCGAUUAUGCGGGAUUCCACUAUGAAAGAUAAAUGCUGUUUAAUGUUUAGUUCCUUGUAGUAUUUGUUCUUCAUGUAUUUAUUAUAUUACAUUUCAAACCAGAGUACAACACGACGAAGUAAAACGCCUUUUUUGCAGUAAAAAAAAGGUGCUAAUACGAACACUACAUCUUCACAGGCACAGUUAAACAUUUUUUAUUUAUCUAAACUGUCUAAAGUUAACAUCGAUCUAUACAGCCUCUUAUGCAAUUGCAAUCAGUCUUAUUACAACGGAGUAAUUGUACUGUGGUACCUAUAUUAUGAUCAAAUCAUAAUUUAAUAUUUUUAUCGUGUAUUUGUAGAAUUUCGUAAGUAGUGUUAAUAAAAGAUAUACCAUA